GCAGUAAGGAUCUGUUUCAAAACCGAAGAAAGCAAUAGGAAGAACGACUGCAGUCAGCCAAGAUUGUCUCCAAAAGAAUGUGUCUUGGGACUCACGUAUACUCAGCUCACCAGGAAAAGGGGCUCUGCACCAGGCGCCCAACAGCAACGGCAUCACCAAUGAAACUGCUUCCAUUCCUAGCUCUGAUUUCCAGUCUGCUGGACUAUGGCUGUUCGUCUGCAAGCUGCAACGUGACAUGCCACAAAGAUGCGAGGUGUGAAGUUCAGGGUGGGACCACAGGCUGCUAUUGCUCCCAAGGAUAUACAGGAAAUGGCAUAACGUUCUGUAACGAUGAUAAUGAAUGUGAAAAUGCUACUCAGCCUUGCGGAGAGCAUGCCAAUUGCACAAACACAGUGGGAAGUUAUUUCUGCAUGUGUGUGCCUGGCUUCAAAUCCAGCAAUGGUCAACAAACUUUUGUACCUAAUGAUGGAACCUCCUGCGUGGAUGUAGAUGAGUGCAGCAACGAAGGAACUGUUGCCUGUGGAGAUCAUGCAAAAUGUGAAAACGUGGAUGGAGGGUUUAACUGCUCCUGUAAGGAAGGUUAUCAACCAUCCACAGGAAAAUUGCAGUUUAAGCCAGAUGAUGGCACUUCCUGCCAAGAAAAUCCAAAGGCCAAGUGUGAGUUAUACAAAGACUGCAUAACUGAACAUAUUAAUAGAACUUUAGCUGGAAUCAGUCAUUUAAAAACACCCCUGGAGAUGCUGCAAGAAAUUAAUAAGAAUACUUUGGGACCACUUUUACCCGUAGAUGUGAUUUCAUAUGUUGAAGUACUAUCUUAUUCGUCGCUGAAUACCAUGCAUUACUCUGUUUCUGACAAUGAAGCGCUUCGUAACACAACCAUUAACGUUUUUGUUAACACUGUGAACAAUUUUUUACAAAAGGACAAACUUACAGCCUGGGAAGCUCUUCCCGUAGAUCACCAAAGACGGAGCCUGACUAAGCUGCUGCAUACAGCAGAACAAGCGACGCUUCUCAUGUCGCAGAACUUCAAAAAGACAACACAGCUAGAUGCUAACGCAAGUGACAUAGCACUCAAGGUUUUUGCUUUUGAUUCACACCACAUGAAACACAUUCACCCUCACGUAUACAUGGGGGGAGACUACAUAAAGAUCUCUCCAAAGAAGAGACAGGAAUCUCAUCCUAAUGGCACCGUUGCAGUUGUCUUUCUGCGGUAUAGCAAUAUUGGUUCUCUGCUUUCAUCGCCUAAAAACCGCUCCUCGAAAGCGACUUCAGAGCAGAGACAGACAGUAAGCUCAUCAGUUAUAGCUGUUGCAAUUAGCUCAAAUCCACCUACGCUCUAUGAGCUUGAGAAAAUAAUAUUUACCUUAAAGUAUGCCAAGACUGCGGAUAAAGAUAUUAAAUGUGCAUUUUGGAACUACUCAGCAGACACAAUGAAUGGCAACUGGGCUACAGAAGGCUGUGAGCUGACACAUUCCAACUCCACUCAUAUCUCAUGCAAAUGUAAUCAUCUGACUCAUUUUGCUGUUUUGAUGUCCUCAGGUGGCUCUGUUGGUGUUACAAAUUAUAACAUUCUUACAAGAAUCACUCAGCUAGGAAUAAUUAUUUCGUUGAUUUGCCUCUCCAUGUGCAUUUUUACAUUCUGGUUCUUCAGUGAAAUUCAAAGCACUAGAACGACAAUUCACAAAAACCUCUGCUGCAGCCUUUUCCUGGCGGAACUUAUUUUUCUGAUUGGAAUUAAUAUGAACACUAAUAAGCUCUUCUGUUCAAUUACUGCUGGAUUACUCCAUUAUUUCCUUCUAGCUGCUUUUGCAUGGAUGUGCAUUGAAGGUAUUCACCUCUACCUUAUAGUUGUGGGAGUCAUCUACAACAAGGGUUUCUUGCACAAGAAUUUCUAUGUCUUUGGCUACGUCAGUCCAGCCGUGGUCGUUGGAAUCUCCGCCGCACUAGGAUACAAGUACUAUGGCACCACAGAAGUAUGUUGGCUCAGCACAAAGAAUAACUUUAUAUGGAGUUUUAUAGGACCAGCAUGUCUAAUAAUUCUUAUGUCCAGGUGCUAACCGAGCUACCGCCAUGAAAGAUGGACCAUUUCCCUCCGAGCUUUCAAGUGCUCUUUUGUCUUGCUUAAAAAAGGGAGGGGGGGGAGGAAGGAAAAAAAAAGAUUUGUUAGUUGCCAAAUUUGACAGCUGUCAGCUACCUUGAUGGGGCAAAAUGAUGAUAUAUAUCACUUCACUCGGUAUCUUACAAUUUAAUUGUAAUUAAUUAUGAAAGAAACUACAACUCUUCAACAUGAGUGCAAAUAUUUUUAUUUGCAGGCAGAUGUUUUGCAUGCUUUAUUAAAUUUUGUGCAUUUCAUACCAUUCAGUGCUCAACUAAAAAUAACCAUCAUUCUGUACCUACACAGAGAGAGUUUCAUGCAGUGUGAAGCACUAACAUCAUAUUUACUUGAGGAUAGAACAUUAUGUUACUCUUCCAGUAUGUAAAAUACGUACAUUUAACAGUGGAAUUAAGGACCUAUUUUAAAUAUAGCAGUUGCUAAGCAAUGUGCUAUUAGCAGAACUCCAACAGCUUGGAACAUUUAGCAUUUUAGGACCUACGUGCUCAUUUUUAUAUUAUUACUUAGUUUGCAAAACACAGUUAGUAAUCAACAGAGAAGUUUGUAAUUUGCUUAGGCAAUAGAUGAGAUUGUUUCUCAGUGUUCUUCUGUAUCCUCAUCUUAGGAAAAAGAACCAAGUAAAUAUUAUUAUGUCUUGAUAUGCAUACAACUCUAUUAUUUUCUUCUACAAACUGUGGAUGGUUGAAAUUCUGCUGUGGUGGUCCCAGAACUGCUAGGAGUAGAAGUCAAAGCAGCAGUAUCUUGAUCUACCCAUGUCAUCCGUUGGGCAGUUUUCCUUCAUUACAGAAGCCUGUGCAGAAGUAUCUGUCCAGUUAGCUGUGGUAGUAUUGAGACAGAGGGAGGGAUGCAAAUCUGCAAACAUUUACAGAGCCAUCCUAGCUCUAGGUGGAGGUAGGUUAACACCACACACAGUUUUUCCCAUCCUGUCCUAAAAUACAUGUGAUUGAUUGAUUGAACAGAGCUCCCCAGGCUAAUUCCUUUGACAAAACAUCCUUAUUGUUGACAAGAUGAUUAGGAAAGCAUCAGGAAAUUUCUUUGAAUUUGCAAUUGCUUUUUCUUUCCCGUGAAAGGGAGAGGAAAUUAUCCAGACCGCUGCUGUGGCUGUGGGUCAGAUCUACUCCUAGGACUUGUACAGCUCUAGACAGCUCUGAACGCUUCUUUGCGUGCCUGCUGUAUCUUACCAACAUCACAGUUGCGAACAUGGGAACUGUACCGCGGAAAUCCCCAAAACACAGCUGCAGGAAAAUGUCAUGAUCCUGCUCUAUACCACAUUCUGCAUCCAUGAUACGUGGAAGUGCUAAUGUGCAGAGUGGAACCCACAGCAGCGUCCACUGCUGCCCAUGAAUCCCUUGAGACUGCCACUCUCAAUGACGUGUAGAGGUAAAGCCUUGACAACGCUGGAGGCAAUGGGAGUUUUACCAUUUAACGGGAGUUUUGCCAUUGGUCUAGUGCAGGCAGAAGUCACUCCAAAGUCCUAAAUACUCAUGAUCCUUCACACAGGUGAUGUCCCCAGAGAGACGUAUCAAAUACUUACCAUCCUCCCUUUAAACUUAGCCACGGGUGCACAAUAAAACCUAGCUCAUCCAGAUUUGUGGCUCCUUAGAGAUUAACCUGGGUUAUACAGACACAUAAAUGUAGUUGCCUAUAUCUACAGAAUCCUGAUUUCAUGGGAUCUUAAUAAUUGCCCUUAUUUAGUGUCUAUUUCACAUAAAUAUCUUUUAAGUUUCCUACCGUUUGUUCAUAAAUAUACCCCAACGUUUCAAGAAUUUAAGAAAGCUAAAAAUACUUUUACAAAUAUCUUUAAGGAGAAAUUAUUCCCUGAAGAUGCUAUGAGUGGAGGCUGUUCCUAUAUCAGCCCUUGGAUUUGAUUAACCAGUUAAAAAAAAAAAAAAAAGGAAUAGAUUAAUUAUUAAAAUUAGUCCUACAGUGCACCUGAGCACGCUGAAUGAAACCUGAUUCCCAGGGAAUCUCAGGGGAAGGGAGGGCUGAGGAUGCUCAGUGCCCCACAGAACUGGGCUUGCAGGGAGAAAGUCAGAGGUUUCCUUUGUGAAAUAGAAAGGGCUGAGUGUAUUGUUUGCCCAAGAGCAGUUUGGGGUGGUUUGUUAAAUAAAUAAAACAAAAAAAAAAAAAGAAUUCAGUUCUAGGCUUGGAAUCAAUGCAAUUCCCCUUUAGCCUAUUAGACUUGCCGAGAAGCCCCUCUCAGGACAUGCAGCAGUUUCUCUGACUGCUCAGCCAUGUAAUAACACUGAAAACAAAGGCACGAGAACUUACUGUGUCACACUGUAAUGUCGUUAUUCACUUGAUAAAACUGUGGCCGUGCCACAACAUUUCACGCUUAGGGUUUGCCCAAAGCCGCGGAGUAGCUCCGCUCAUUAUACAGGUAACUUCUCCCCAAAGCCGGCGUGUGGCAGCAGCAGUCCCCAGGCUGGGUCUUUCCAGGCCUGUGCAAAGCCUGGCCUGAGCUUGGUUUCACACUUGCCUGCACAUCUUGCUCCACUUCAGCUUGCUGCCUCUCCGGAGACCGUGUGCCUUAUGUUUGCCAUGUCAUUCUCAUUCACCUUGCCUGUCACCUUAAGGCACCCUUAAUUAUAACGUCAUCGAAGCUUUAUUCAACAAGAUCUGGAGAUUGUGCUUUAAUUACAAAAAUGAAAACACAUGAUUACAAGACAAGUAAGCAUAGAACACAGUAUUUGGCUAUAAGCAGCAGCUGAAGCCUUUUUAGAUGUUUCAGCAUCUCUCAUCCAUAAGUCCCUCUGUCCCAGAUGGAAGAUUUUGGGGUCCAGGACUCCUUGUGCCUAUCUAUAUUUUGGAUGACUUUUACAGCCUAUUGCCUCCAUUUCUGCUCAUCUGAAGCUCAGUUUUGGAUACGAAUUGAAAUGUCUUAAGUGGUUGCGUCUUUGGCCAGGCAUUUUUGUUGAUUUGACUUCCCAUCCUAUUUGUUGAAAUAUGUGUGGCUCCUUGGGGAUACCAGUUACAUAAAGGCCAUUUCCCCUUCAGUCCUACUCAGUCCACAUCCCCAGUUUUCCUACUCAGUCCAGCUGUCCAAUGUGAACUUUUUACUUUACGUUUCCCAGAAACAGCUGAGGCUCCUGGUACGUUCCAAGCAAAGAACAUGCAGAGGGUGAAGCAGAAUACGUUAAGCUUAGGACACCUAUUGGAUUGCCAGUUUUCUCUAAAGGCUGCGCUUGACACAUUAUUAACAGUAGCUAGUUUUUUCUCCUGGGUUUACCCAUGAGUUCAUGUUAUUGUUUUCCCUCAAGUUUUGCUGCAGUUCUGUGUCACAGGACAGUUACAACUACUUUGUUGUUACCUAUUUUGUCCCCCAAAGGACAAAAUGCAGUUCCAGAGGCCUCUAACUUAGGUUGAGGAAAAAAAAAAAACCAAAACCAAAAACCCGCUACAUUGCCUAAAAGCUGUUUUGAGACAUUGAUCAUUGUGUAAAAUCAGUCUAUGCACUUUGCUAUAGAUAUUUUUUAUUAAUGGAGUGCUUCAAAAUGGGACAAAAACCGACGUAAGACUUCAAUAAAUCUUGGAAAUGACCGGGUAUUGCAGAAGUUAAGCUCACCCUCAUUACCGGGUAACACUACCUCCUGCGAGGCUACCUGAGACGUAUUGUACAGUAAUUGUGUUCUGGCAGCUGACUCCGAGAAGCUGGCGUUAACCUUUCCCGCUCCCCCGAUACGUACAGAUUAUUCCCAUUAGAAUGAACUGAUGAAUGAAAAGAUCAUAGUUAAUGGGUAUUACUUUAACGCAGAGGGCCAAAUCCUAUUAUCCUGUGCAACGGACAGUGUAAAUAGUAUUUGUGUAAAGGAGCCCCGCUGGGACAAAGAGAAAUGGAAGCCGCUGCUGCGAGGCCCCACAUCUGCCCGUUGCCCACCCCAUCCUCGCUCAGUUAAAAAACCUCUCCAGUUCUGCAGCUGGUCUACGUGGCAGAAGGAUGAUGGGGUUUGGCCCACAGAGCUUCGACGGAGCCUAUUAAUGGCAAUAGGAAGGCUUUCAUUGACAUUAGUGAUCUUGGUGACGGGCCAGCAGAGAGGAAGACUGGUGGCGUGGUUUGUGCUUGCGAUCUUGGUAACAGUUUCUGAAGAAGUAGCGGUGUGUAUUCUCCGUCCUUGUGGUACUUUGAUCACAUUUCACCCUACCUUUUUCAGAUUAAUAAGUACAUUAUGUGGGUUAUGCAGAUUACAGUGUGUGCAUUAAGUUAUUUGAUACAUUAUUCACCAACAAAUAUAAGAUAAAAAGUAAGUCUGCAUAUAAUUACCCACAACUGCUGACUGACUUAUAAUUAACUUUGAAAAAUUGCUGGUUUAGGAGAUAUUAUAGAUUACAAUUUUAAAUAUAAGGAGCUUCAGAAUAGCUCUCACGAUCAGCGCACGUACAAAGUAUUCAGUGAAGGAUUAAUUCCCUAAACUGCUAAUCAGCUCUAUCUCCUGUCUUAUCAAAUUGUAAAUACAUUAUGCUGUAUUAAAGUAUGAGCAUGCAGCUAAUUAGAGCAGAGCCUGCAUUUAAUAUCAGAUACUCCCCCCUUGACACAACAAAAAUGUUCUAAGGAUGUACAUAACAAGUGUUAACAAAUGAAAGCGAUUCUUUUUACAGUGAUGCUGUGCUCCUACAGCAGCCUUUUGUUUUCAUUUCGGAGGACUUUUUUUUUAAAGAAAAAGAAGGAGGGAGGAAAAUCACACAGUCUUUCUGGAGAAACAAGUUGGAGAAGACGUUAAUUCUAUUCAUUCUACAGCUGGAAGCCCACAGGAACCAACCAAGGGAUUACAACCGAGGAUCUACAAAUAGUAUCUGGAUGACAUCCAGCUAAAAUUUGGUUCACUUACAAACAUUUUUAAUAGAUUCUGAUAUUAAAUGCUGCAGAGCAAAAUAACAAUUUUUUUUAAAAAGCAAGAAAACAAACCCAUCCACAUUGUUAAAGGAAUACAGUAUAAAUUUAAAUGAAAGAUCAGUGAAGCCCAGCCAAGCAAAGAGAGUUUCAGAACCAUAAUUGAGCAUCAUUUGCAAAACUGCUUCUUUUAGUUGCUUUUUUCUGUUUCAAGUUCAAAUAAAGUGAUGCCAUUAUAAAGAAGGCAGGAAAUAAAACAUACUGAAAUUAUUCACCUAUGAAACAAACAUAAAAUAUGAGAGAAUACGCAGCAAGGAGCCUUUCAACCAGUUAGUUUUUUAAAAAUUCUUUGUGUAAACCUCAAAGUUUUUUUGUGCCACUUGAAAGUUUUCACACCCCAAAGACCUCAGAACAUAAGAUGUUAUUAAUGUUAUUCAGCAACCAAAGACAUACAUUUUGUCAAGGUCUACACAAUACACUACAAUAGAAAAUCCAUGGGAGGAAGGGGCUUUUUUGGUUGUCUUUUCUUUUUUCUUAUUUCUUUUUUCUCUUUUCUUUUCCUUUUUCUUCUCUUCUUUUCCUUUUUCUUCUCUUCUCUCAUCUCUUUUUUCUCUUCUCUUUUCUUUUUUCUCUUCUUUUCUUUUUUUUUCUUGUUGUCUCGUCUCUUUUUGUCUCUUUUUUUCUUCUCUUCUUAAACAUCUCUACUUAGAGAAAAAAAAAUCUCAGCAGGAAAUUGAAGAGAUUUACCAAUAAAAUCAAUAAACAUUUGCAGACUGUUGGCAGUGAUACUGUUGAGAUAAGGUAGAGUUACAGCCCUGUUUGAUCAAUGUUUAUUACAGGGCUCAUAUUUUUUUAAUAGAAUGGAUCAGAAAAGGGUGGGGUUUUUCCCCUCCCGGCACUGGAUUCUGUAGGUUUUACAUACACAGAAAUUUUAUCUGACUUGUUUCAUUUAAAUGUGUAACAGUUACUGGUAUUCAAAAGCAUCCUGGUUUGAACUAAAAGUUCCUUUCUUCACUCC
Molecule: messenger RNA, 7959 nt
Organism: Grus americana (Whooping crane)
Lineage: Eukaryota; Metazoa; Chordata; Aves; Gruiformes; Gruidae
Gene: ADGRL4
Product: adhesion G protein-coupled receptor L4
Exons: 15
Coding region: 78-2057 (659 amino acids)
Biological process (GO): adenylate cyclase-activating G protein-coupled receptor signaling pathway; cell surface receptor signaling pathway
Cellular component (GO): membrane
Molecular function (GO): calcium ion binding; G protein-coupled receptor activity
Source: RefSeq, a predicted model, not a curated record